GCUCUGUUUGACGGAGAGGUUGAUCGACUUUUGUUUCCACACUACAUUCAUUUCCUCGUGAUGGCUGCAAGAAAUGAAACUAUCAACAAGCAUAUGCAUGUCGCUAAAGUUCUCGACCAACCAUUUCAGCUCGGCCUAGUUUUAACUCAUCCUGUAAAUCUAGACUCGACGCCUGGCCAUCAAUAUUUUUACUACUGUUUAAACAGUUUUGUUCAAAGACAGGAUCACCUGGGCAUCUCAAACCAUUCCAAAAUAAAACCACGCGAGAAGGUUUUCCUCCCUUUGAUGGACACGUCUUACGUGCUUGAAAUCGGUAGAUACUUGCUGUUUGGUGUUGGCGGACUGAUUUCUAUCGGUAUCGCAUGGGAUAUUUUGACCAUGGUUAGAAAACGUCUUAAGAAACAAGUAAAACAGAAGAACAACGAUCUGGAGUUGAAUGCUUGAAGAUGAAACAUACAGACAAGUACAUUAUUAUAUAGAGCUCAGUGUUUGUGUGACAUUGAGGAAUUGAACCUAUGGUGCCAUUUGAAAUCACUUCCUCUUUUUCUUUUUCCU
Dendronephthya gigantea is the source of this 555-nucleotide messenger RNA. RefSeq lists its product as uncharacterized. The transcript is spliced from 3 exons. Bases 61 to 444 code for a protein of 127 amino acids. Lineage: Eukaryota; Metazoa; Cnidaria; Anthozoa; Malacalcyonacea; Nephtheidae. The record is from RefSeq and is a predicted model, not a curated record.